UAAGGUUAUGUUUCUAGUUUCAAUUAGGUUUUGUUAUCACCAAGUUAUCACUUAUCAGUAUUCAGGUUUUAGUCAAUACCAUUUGGUUAUUUAUCAUGCGAAGAGAUUGUAAUGUAUAGAUAUGCGGAAAUAAAUGUGUUUUAUAGUAAUUGCUCAAUUUAUAACAGAAGUGGAUAAUCAAUAAAACAUUUGUUUUUAAAUUUUAACCAAUCAAGUGUUAAAUGAAUAAUCGUUUUUAAUAUUUUUCCUUGUUUUAUUGUAUAUAAUAUACAAUGUCUUUGGUGGAAAAUGAAUGGUUUAUUCAAGCGCCAUGGGGCAAAAUAUGCAUUGUCGCUUGGGGUGAUUGUAUGGAUCCUCCUGUUCUCGUCUGUCAUGGCAACAUAGAUUCGGCUGCCAGUUUUAGACCACUCAUAUCAUUAUUACCAAAAAAGUUCUAUUAUGUCGGUAUGGAAUUACCGGGGAACGGGAAGUCGGACCCAUUCCCUCCAGGAGUGUUGUUUAGCUCUCACGACAUACUUUAUUCAAUAGUGGUGGUUGUUCGACAUUUCCGUUGGGAGAAAUUUAUCUAUCUCGCACAUUCCUUCGGCAGUAGCUUGGGCAAAAUGUACGCAAUGGCAUUCCCUGAUAAGCUGACGAAAAUAAUUGAAUUAGAUCCGAUUACAGUAAACGGAGUUAUGGAUCAUGAAAACUACGCAAAAUGGUAUCAGAGAUCUUAUCACGAAUAUGUUCAAAAUUAUAAAAAAUAUAAUCUACCUAAGGAAUAUGGACCCAAAUAUAAACAUGAAGAGGCUGUGACUAAAUUGAUAAAAAAUAGACACUUAACUAAAGAGACGGCGGAAGCAACGCUAGAGAGGUGGUCAGAGCCAACAGGAGAUGGUCAUAUCCGAUUCACGUUCGAUCAACGUUUAAAAAUAUUCGUCCAUUAUCAAAUAUCAGAGGAAUUAGCUAAAAAAUUAUACACAAAUAUAAAAAUUCCCACACUAGCUAUACUUACCGAUGUAUCUAUUGAUAGAGGGUUGUUUAAAACGACGCCAUUUUUUUUAGACGAAAAAGCUUACCCCGCGGGUAAUUAUAGAUUCAGAAUUGUCUCUGGUUAUCACGACGUUCAUGUCGUGAAACCAGAGAUUCUAGCACCUUAUGUAUGUAACUUUUUAUUAUACGGACUUCAAGGUUUAGAUAAUAAUGCCAAAUUGUAAUUUUUUUAAUACAGCCUAAGGCAAAAUUCGAUUUUUUUACCUUUAGCAUUUAAAGUCACGUGACCAGUUAUCUAUGAAAAAUUGUCGUCCAAGUUUUUACCCAAAGGUUGUAAACCACUGAUUUAAAACAUUUAUAUUAGAAAAAAUAUUUAUUUUUAUAUUGAACAUGCUUCAUAUAUACUAAUAUAAUAAA
Molecule: messenger RNA, 1389 nt
Organism: Papilio polytes (common Mormon)
Lineage: Eukaryota; Metazoa; Arthropoda; Insecta; Lepidoptera; Papilionidae
Product: serine hydrolase-like protein 2
Exons: 7
Coding region: 273-1196 (307 amino acids)
Source: RefSeq, a predicted model, not a curated record